This is a messenger RNA of Trifolium pratense (red clover), 1548 nucleotides long. Its product is annotated as probable serine/threonine-protein kinase PIX13. The transcript has 6 exons. Gene Ontology annotation, biological process: protein phosphorylation. Bases 250 to 1431 code for a protein of 393 amino acids. Lineage: Eukaryota; Viridiplantae; Streptophyta; Magnoliopsida; Fabales; Fabaceae. The record is from RefSeq and is a predicted model, not a curated record. Gene Ontology annotation, molecular function: ATP binding; protein kinase activity.
UUUCUUGUAAUUGGAAUACUAUAAACUAAUAGAAGUCAAGAUAAGCAUGUAUAGAAACAGAGGAAACUAGCUAGAAGUCAACAAUAACUAUUCUUCCCUUUAAUUUGUGCUCUCUCUCUCACCUUAAUUUCUUCUCACUUUCCUUGCAACAUUACAUACUAUAAACAAACUUUGUCAGCUUCCAAUUCCAAUUAUAUAUGUAUUAGUUUUGUUCUUUGUUUAUAACGUUUCAUCAUCAUCAUCUGAGUCAUGGGAAACUGUUUUGCAAAUUCAGGAGUUGACAAUAAGAUUCACAAAAAUAUCACUUCAACUACCUAUAAACAACACGACACUACUUCUUCUGCAGGUGUAGAGGAUGAGAGAAGUACUGUUGGAGCAAAAAUCGCGGCAGUGGAGAAGGAAAGAGGCGGGGAGAGGGCGGUUGGAAAAAUUGUUACACCGAAUCUUAAAAUGUUUACAUUGGAUGAGUUGAAAAGUGCGACAAGAAACUUCAGACCAGACACGGUGCUCGGUGAGGGUGGUUUUGGACGUGUUUUCAAAGGAUGGAUCGACGAAAAGACUUUAAAACCAGCCAAAGUUGGUGUUGGAAUUCCGGUUGCUGUUAAGAAGUCAAACGCCGAUAGUCUCCAAGGUUUACAAGAAUGGCAGAGUGAAGUGAAAUUUUUGGGAAAAUUCUCUCAUCCAAAUCUUGUUAAACUACUUGGCUACUGCUGGGAGGAAAAUCAAUUCUUGUUAGUCUACGAAUGCAUGCAAAAGGGCAGCUUGGAAAGUCAUCUUUUCAGAAGCCCUGAACCACUUUCUUGGGAAAUAAGGCUGAAGAUAGCCAUAGGAGCUGCCAAAGGUUUGGCUUUCUUGCACACUUCAGAAAAGUCUGUUAUUUAUAGAGACUUCAAGUCCUCCAACAUUUUGCUUGAUGGGGACUUUAAUGCAAAGUUGUCUGAUUUUGGGUUGGCCAAGCUUGGGCCUGUAAAUGGUAGAUCACAUGUAACUACAAGAAUCAUGGGCACAUAUGGUUAUGCAGCUCCUGAGUACAUGGCUACAGGUCAUCUAUAUGUGAAAAGUGAUGUGUAUGGAUUUGGUGUUGUGCUUCUAGAAAUGUUAACAGGUUUAAUAGCAUUGGACCCAAAUAGGCCAACACAUGAGAUGAAUUUGGUGGAAUUCACAAAGAGUUCUCUAAGUGACAAAAAGAAACUCAAAAAAAUAAUGGAUCAAAGGUUGGAGAAAAAUUAUCCAUUAACAUCAGCAUUUUUAAUAGCCCAAGUUAUACUCAAAUGUUUAGAAUCUGACCCAAAAAAUAGACCAUCAAUGGAGCAAGUAUUGGAAACUUUAGAAAAGGCUCAAACCAUCAAAGUUAAAACCAAAGUGAAGAAAUCAAGAAGCUCUGUGCAUCAAAAAACUAAGAGUCCAAAUGAGCAUAAUUGGUCACUCUAAAUUAAGAACUCAUUCUCUUCAAUAGCUAGCACUCCAAUAUACUUUGUAAUUUCCACAUUGAUUAUUCUGUAUUAUACUCUGUGCACAUAUGUAUAAUUUUUAAUUUAUUAGCUGUUA